This is a messenger RNA of Rotaria sp. Silwood1, 2886 nucleotides long. The record is from the annotation of a GenBank genome assembly. NCBI's taxonomy places the organism in Eukaryota, Metazoa, Rotifera, Eurotatoria, Philodinida, Philodinidae.
AUGGAACUAUUGACUGAACAUCAAUUGAAUAGCAUAUCAAGAUUAUCUCAUACACCUCAUCAUAUUGAAGAAGAACAAAUAUGUCUCCCUGAUUUAUUCUAUUCUGACUUAAACGAUAUUCAAAAAGCUAAACUAGUUACACUUAUUAAACAAUGUCCACAAGUUUUCACCGAGAAACUUGGUCGGACUCAUCUUGUUAAACACGUAAUCGAACUUCAACCAGGAACACAAUCCGCAAACACUCAACCAUAUCGUCUCCCCCCAUCUAAAAAAGCUAUAGUCGAUCAACAACUAGAAGAGAUGCUCCAAGCUGGUCAUAUUAUUCCUUCACAUAGUCCUUGGGCAUCUCCAAUCGUAUUAUCCCCUAAAAAAGAUGGUACACUCAGAUAUUGUGUUGAUUAUCGAAAGUUGAAUACUAAUACAAUUCGUACAGCAUAUCCUAUGCCUCAAGUUGACGAUACCCUUGAUUCACUCAGGGAAGCAGCGUUUAUUACUCAUCGCGGCCUCUAUGAAUUUUUAGUCAUGCCUUUUGGACUGUCUAAUGCUACUGCCACAUUUCAGAGAUUAAUGAAUCUUAUCUUAGCUGGAAUAAAAUGGCAGUCAUGUCUUGUCUAUAUAGAUGAUAUUGUCGUAUUCUCUUCCACCUUUGAACAACAUCUUAAAGAUUUAUCCUCUGUCUUUGAUCGUCUCAAAACUGCUGGACUUACUCUUAAAGCCUCAAAAUGUGAUUUUUGUAGAAAAGAAUUAAAGUACUUAGGACAUAUUAUUACUCCUGACGGUAUUAAACCUGAUCCCGGUCUAAUCGACUCCGUGAAACUUUUUCCUCAACCUACACGAUUAAAAGACAUUCAAUCAUUUUUAGGCUUAACUGGAUACUACAGAAAAUUUAUAAAAGAUUACGCUAAAAUACGUUCUCAUCAAAAAUCUAAACGUCCACCAAAUAACAUAGAAUGGUCUGUUGAAUGUACUAUAACCUUUGAACGAUUAAAAACUGCACUUACUCAGGCUCCUAUACUUCGAGCUCCAAAUUUUAAUGAACCUUUCAUUUUGGAAACAGAUGCCUGUGAUUAUGGUCUUGGUGCUGUCCUUACUCAAGAAUAUGAUAAUAAAAAAUUUGUUAUUGCUUACGCUAGCCGAACUCAAACAGCAGCUGAGAGAAAUUAUUUUCCUACAGAAAAAGAAGCUCUAGCUAUUUAUUGGGCCACCAAACAUUUUCGGCCCUAUUUAGAAGGUACAAAAAUCUAUAUUCGAUCUGAUUGUAGGGCACUACAAUGGCUUCUUGAAACAAAAGAUUCGUCUGGACGAUUAGCUCGAUGGGCAAUAAGUCUAUCAGCAUUUAACAUUGUUAGCAUCAAAUAUAAACCAGGAAAAACAAAUACAAACUCUGAUUCAUUAUCUCGUUAUCCUCUCUCUAAUCUAGCUGUGUUAAAUGGAACAACACCUACAUCUACACUCAACUUUUGGGACAAUUGUACUCUCCUCGAAAAUAUCCGAAUCGAACAAUAUAAAGACCCUCACCUUCAUAUUAUCAUUGAUAAAUUAUCAGGUCUCAGUCAUCCCUUCAUUAAUAAUCCCUAUCCCUCUUUUACUCUAAUUAACGGUAUUCUCUAUAAAUGUCGAUCUCCAUCAAAAAAUAUCUAUCAACAAUCAGUCCGACUUCCUCACUUACUCGUUAUUCCGAAAUCUAUGCAACAAGAACUCCUUCUUUAUCGUCUCUCAAGCCGAGUCUACUGGGAUACUAUGCGAAAAGAUGUCACUCAGUAUAUUCAAAGUUGUCAGUCAUGUCAGAAAUUCAAAUAUUCUAAUCAAAUAAUGAACUCUCCAUUACAAAUGCACAUCGUUCGAGAACCAUGGCAUACUAUUGGAGUGGAUAUUAUGGGACCGUUUUCUAUUACACAGCGUCAAAAACAAUACUUACUGGUAGUUGUUGACUAUUUUACUCGAUGGGUAGAACUAUUUCCUCUUAGAACAACGACUUCAUCUGAUAUCGCUAAUAUCCUAGUUAAUGAAAUUAUAUGUCGUUGGGGCUAUCCUACCUAUAUUCUUUCCGAUAAUGGUCCCCAGUUCAUUUCUGAACUAUUCACUAAUAUCUGUUCGUCCCUAGGCAUUAAAAAUAAAAAUACUUCUAAUUAUCAUCCGCAGACGAAUAUGACUGAACGAGUCAAUAGAAAUCUUAAACCAAUGUUAGCACAAUAUGCUCAAGAAAAUCCACAAUCAUGGGAUCAACAUCUAUCGAAACUUGCUUUUUCUAUUCGAACUUCAGUAAAUGGAACAACAGGUGAUACACUAGCAUAUCUUAAUUUUGGACGUGAUCCUAAAUUACCUCCACACCUACUCCUAACCACACCGACUCAUGAUGUACCUCUACUUCCCACAUCUCUAUCCUCAGAAAUCGAAAAUUAUAAACAACAACUUCGUCAUCAAUUACUUACAUCUCAUCAAUUUGCUCAAGAACAUAGUGAAGUAUGCAAACUUCAGCAGAAACAUCAGUAUGACAGUCAUAGUUCUAAACGUUCUUUUAAAGAAGGACAACUUGUUUGGGUUAGCAAUCCUUCAGUAUUAAAACAUGGAAAACUUGAUCCUCAGUAUCAAGGUCCUUGUCGCAUCACUCAAGUUCUUACUCCCUCUUCUUUUAUUAUUCAGCGUCUCUCUGACGGAGUAAAUUUAGGAGUCGCCAACAUUGAUCGACUUAAACCAUUUUAUGAACCGAAUGAUAUUCGUGUCAACAAUACACGAAAUACACCAGAUCAAACUUUAAAUACACACCCACAACCAUUGAUGAGUAUCGAUACAAGCAAUGCUACAAAUAUGAUUCCUUCUCGCCCGUCAAACAAUGAUGACCUCUCUCCGUCCACUAUUAUAUCAACGUCCGAUUCGAAUACAUAG